UACAUCAGUGAAACCACUAACAGUCUGUCAAAGUUAGUGUCUUUUCUUUGGGGGAAAUCUACUCACCAUGAAGUAUCGGACAGUGGUUAUGUAUGUAGAGAUUGGCUGUUUUGUGAGCUGUUUAUGUGGAUGGAUACUGGUCUGCUCCACUCUCCCCACAGAAUACUGGACUUUCUCUGAAGUAGGUAGCAUUGUCUUGACCACAGCCAACUAUUACUCUAACUUGUGGAGGGAUUGUGUAUCUGACACUACUGGGGUCUCAGACUGCAAGGAAUACCCCUCCAUGUUGGCUCUGCCUGUGUUCUUACAUGCAUGCAGAGCUCUGGCUGUGUGUGCAGUAAUCACAGGCUUCUUUGGUGGAGUCCUCACUCUCAUUGGGAUGAAAUGCACGAAAAUAGGAGGAUCAGAGAUUGUUAAUGCAAGAGUCACCUUUGCUGGAGCACUCACCUACUUAGCUUCAGGAUUCUGUGGAAUGAUAACCUAUUCCUGGUGGGCCCAUAAAGUUAUUAGUGAGUUUGUGGAUCCAAAUUUCAGGGCUCAAAAAUUUGAGCUUGGUGCUGCUGUUUUUGUUGGAUGGGGAGGCUCAAUUCUGCUCAUUUGUGGGGGAAUUGUACAAGGAUACUUCUCAGGGAAAGAAAGCGUGCCAUCAAGUUCCACAGACAGACGCAGAGUGUAUGGGACUUAUGUGACCAGCCGCAGCAGGCGCACCUACAUGGCUCCUGCCUCCAGAGUAACCCUGGUCCCACCUCUGUUCUACGAAGGGAGAAAGAGCAGAACAAGAGGGACAAGAUCUGCAAAAACCAUCAACACAUACAACCGAGACACUUUUGUUUAAGGGUAUUGUUAAAAAAAAUACAUACAAUACUUACACAGAUAAAUAUAAUACACACACACAUGCAUUCACAUUUUGACA
Molecule: messenger RNA, 913 nt
Organism: Boleophthalmus pectinirostris (great blue-spotted mudskipper)
Lineage: Eukaryota; Metazoa; Chordata; Actinopteri; Gobiiformes; Gobiidae
Product: claudin-10-like
Exons: 5
Coding region: 68-835 (255 amino acids)
Biological process (GO): bicellular tight junction assembly; cell adhesion
Cellular component (GO): plasma membrane; bicellular tight junction
Molecular function (GO): structural molecule activity
Source: RefSeq, a predicted model, not a curated record